AUGGCGACGGCAUCGUCGGUCACGAUUCCGCCUGCUCACUGGAGCCGUUUCGACCAAGAGCAAGACCUAGCGGUACGGGAGCUCAUCUGGCAAGUAACCGGCCUGAACGAGCGGAGACCCGAAACGUCCGGCCACUUUCACGCGGCGUUAAAUUUCGCCUGGUCCAACUUCAGGUUUCAUCAAUUUCUUGAUGUCAGUAAGCACAAAGUGGAGAAAAUAAUGGAAGGAAUUUAUGAAAAGCUGGUUGUUCACUCUGACCUUGUUAAAGCUGGAAGUUGGAGGAGACUAACAGAAGAGUUUCUGAAUUUGUCUCUUCCCACCACAGAAGGAACAAAGACAGAUGCACAUUAUGCCAUACUCUCACUUCUAUUGUGCUUGUCUGAUUCUCCUUCCAACACCAGCUUUGCAGAAGAACCAAUAAAAAAACUAGUAGGUAGGUUGAGAGCAUCCAAGAAAUUAUAAGGAAAAUGCUUUAUUCUACCAUUUUGAUUAUAUAUUUUUCAAUGUUGUGUUGUCCUUUUUAAAAAAUAAUUA
Molecule: messenger RNA, 534 nt
Organism: Protobothrops mucrosquamatus (brown spotted pit viper)
Lineage: Eukaryota; Metazoa; Chordata; Lepidosauria; Squamata; Viperidae
Product: gamma-tubulin complex component 5-like
Exons: 4
Coding region: 1-462 (153 amino acids)
Source: RefSeq, a predicted model, not a curated record